Molecule: messenger RNA, 600 nt
Organism: Funneliformis geosporum
Lineage: Eukaryota; Fungi; Glomeromycota; Glomeromycetes; Glomerales; Glomeraceae
Source: the annotation of a GenBank genome assembly
AUGUCAUAUUACAGAGAUAAAUCUUCAAACGCUCAUCUUUCACAUCCAAAUUGCAGGAAUUUUUCUAACGGAAACUGUAACAGAGGGACGAGUUGUCAUUUUUUGCACAAAGAAGAAGAUAAUAAUUCACACAGUAAUAAUGGUGGGAGUACACGAUACAACCAUAGUAAUGCGGAAAGCUCUUCCUCAACGUUGCAAAGGCCGAAUUCAAACUCGAACCGUCAUAGUGCUCCAUCGGUUUGCCGUUUUUUCUUGGAAAAUCGUUGGUUAUAUGGAGAUUCAUGUUGGAAUAAACUUGAAAAACCUGAUAAUGUCACUAAAGAAGUGAACUCCACUAGCGCUGAUAGUCAGAAAAAUGACUUGAAAAAUCAAAAAAACAAACAAAAAGCAAAAGAGGAGUAUAUAUGUGGUAUUUGCCUCGAAACUCCUAAAGUAUUUGGAUUAUUUGGAUUGCUUUUGUUGAUGUCACCAAGACGUGUCCCACAUGCAGAACUUAUUCUCCAUCUUUUGUCAGUUCAAGUCAUUUUAUUAAAGCAGGAACUCAAAAGGAUCAAAUAUUUUCAAGACGUGAAUGUCAAAGAUUCUCGUUUAAUAAAUUGA